Messenger RNA from Vicia villosa (hairy vetch), 1014 nucleotides. RefSeq lists its product as uncharacterized. NCBI's taxonomy places the organism in Eukaryota, Viridiplantae, Streptophyta, Magnoliopsida, Fabales, Fabaceae. Gene Ontology annotation, molecular function: zinc ion binding; nucleic acid binding. The transcript is spliced from 4 exons. The record is from RefSeq and is a predicted model, not a curated record. The coding region runs from base 1 to 1014 and encodes 337 amino acids.
AUGGUGAUGCAACAAGAAAGGAAGAUAAAUGGAACUCUAUUUGCAAGCAACAAUGUUGUUGAAGAUGGAACAGGUAUGAUAAAUAUUGUUGAUGGAACAAAGCAAUCAAUUGGUAGAGGAAGAGGAAAUGGUAAUUUCUCUGCAGGCAGAGGAAGAGGAAAUCUUAAAGUUUGUGCCUACUGUGGUAAAACAGGGCAUAUAAUUGAUAACUGUUACAAGAAACAUGGAUACCCUCCAAGCUUUGGAAGAGGAAAUUCAUAUGUUAAUCAAGUGGAGGUAGAUGACUCUGAAAAAUGUGCCGCUACAUCAACAAGUGACAAUGGAAGCAUGUCUCUUACUAGAGAGCAAUAUCAAAACUUGAUGAUGUUACUUGAGAAGAAUACAGGCUCAAUCAAUAUCACUAAGGGAGAUAAAUCAUACUUUGCUAACUUCAAUGCUAGGAGUAGUGCAAAGAAGGGAUUGAAGAAGAUUGGUUUGGCUAAAGAGCUUGAUGGCUUAUAUCACUUGGAAGACUCUGAAAGAGAUAGUAAUAUAGCUAUAUACCUACUAGUGUACAUAAGGCAUGUGUAUCAACAGGCUAGACACAAAUGUUUGUCUUUUUCCACAAGUAAUAACAAUGCAUAUGAGGUGUUCGUUCUUAUUCAUAUAAACAUUUGGGGGCCAUUUAAUACUACUUCUGUACAUGGAUUCAAAUAUUUUUUAACCAUUUUAGAUGAUCAUAGUAGGCAUGUGUGGGUUGUCAUGUUGAAAUCCAAAGCUGAAGUAGGACAAAGAAUAAAGGACUUUGUUGAAAUGAUUGAGACACAAUUUCCAAAGAAGGUCAAAAUAAUUAGAAGUGAUAAUGGGACUGAGUUACUCAUGCCUGUGUAUUAUGCUUCAAAAGUUCUGCAUGUUGUAUUCGUCAUGAAUCGUAUUCCUACUAAGGUCUUGAAAAACAAAUCCUCCUAUGAGGUUAUGAAUGGUGUUAUUCCUGAUCUGAGUUUGCUUAGAGUGUUUAUUGAAGUGGUUCCUUAA